Molecule: messenger RNA, 1095 nt
Organism: Striga asiatica
Lineage: Eukaryota; Viridiplantae; Streptophyta; Magnoliopsida; Lamiales; Orobanchaceae
Source: the annotation of a GenBank genome assembly
AUGAAAGGAGGAGCUCUAACGUACGCCGGGGUCUUAGCGACCACGCUCACACUGCUAACCUGCGCCUUUGGCCUGCAAUACGACCCAAAGAUCCUCCAGGUGACCGGCAACCACCUCCUUGGCACGGCGGUGGAGCUCAAGUUCAAGACCUUCAUGGCGGAGUAUGGAAAGGAGUACGCAUCUCGCUCGGAGUACCUGCACCGCCUGGGGAUCUUCGCCGGAAACCUUAUCAGGGCGGCAGAGCACCAGGCGAUGGACCCCACCGCCGUCCACGGCGUCACCCAAUUCUCCGAUCUCUCGGAGGAGGAGUUCGAGGGCACGUAUUUGGGGGUGAAGGGCGGCACCGCCACCGGGAGGCUGGAGAACGCGGCGGCGGCGGCGGCGGAGAUCGAGGUGGGAGAUCUGCCGGAAUCUUUCGAUUGGAGAGAGAAAGGUGCUGUUUCUGAAGUGAAGAUGCAGGGUACUUGUGGGUCUUGUUGGGCAUUUAGCACAACUGGAGCAAUAGAGGGAUCGAAUUUCAUCUCAACAGGAAAGCUUUUGAACCUUAGUGAGCAACAGCUCGUCGAUUGCGAUCAUACGUGUGAUGUGAAGGAGAAGAGAGCUUGUGACGACGGGUGCUCGGGAGGCUUAAUGACGAAUGCGUACAAGUACCUAAUCAAGGCCGGUGGCAUAGAAGAGGAGACUUCGUAUCCUUACACCGGUAAAAAAGGGGAAUGUAAAUUCAAUUCGGAGAAAGUGGCGGUCAAAGUCACGAAUUUCACCAAUAUUCCUAUUGAUGAGGAUCAAAUUGCUGCGUAUUUAGUUCGUCACGGACCCUUAGCAGUGGGCCUAAAUGCCGUGUUCAUGCAAACGUACAUCGGUGGCGUCUCGUGUCCGUUGAUUUGUGGCAAGAAGUGGGUGAAUCACGGUGUCCUUCUGGUGGGCUAUGGCUCCAGGGGUUUCUCCAUAUUGAGACUGGGGAACAAGCCUUACUGGAUCAUCAAGAACUCGUGGGGCCCACGUUGGGGAGAGCAAGGGUACUAUCGUCUGUGCCGGGGGCACGGGAUGUGUGGGAUGAACACCAUGGUAUCUGCUGUCAUGACACGUGUCUCCUAG